AUGUCGAAGUCAACGAGUGUGGAACGGAAACAAAGGCGAUUUGAAGUCGAAUGGGAGGGUGUUUAUGAUGAUCUCCGAACUCGCGUACUGAUGUCGGAGAAUUACACGACGGCGAGAUAUCGCAUGUUGCUCAUUUCAGCAAUACGGAAAGACAUUAACGAUGAUUUCAAGCAGCUCUUGGAAUUACAAAUGAAGGUUAGGUUCGGUGAAUACGACGACGCUAUCGCAUGUUUGCAUGAAGUGAUCCGGGAUAAUCGAGAUUUCAUCUACAAAGUGAUUGAUAUGGUUGCAGAUGAUUACAUCCAACGAGGAAUGGAGAAUAUGGAGGGUUAUGGAUGUCUUCUUCAACAUUAUGAGCUUGAUCAAGGUGUGGCAAUCUUCAGAAAAGCAGCGGAUGGGAAUCCGCAGAAAGCGUGCGCUAUAAUGCUCGCAUUUCUUGCAAUUCGCCCUCAAGCUUUCAAUGCUGUUUCUAGUUUCUUGAUGGACAUAUUGCGGAAAUCGGCUGAUCCUCCUCACGGUUUAUAUGCGUUUGGAAACUCCCUGCUAACGAUGAAUUUCGGGAAUUUGAUGCCAGAUGACAUUUUAUUCGUGUGUGAUGCGAUUUUACGAUCUGCAUUUCGAGAAUCGCUCACCAGUGUGGUGGGUUACAACAAAGACAUUCGAAAGAAGUGCGAUAGGAAUGCGAACAAAUUUAUAGGUCUAACUUAUCCAUUUUUCGUCGCCGUCACAUCAAAGCUUGGACUUCCACUAUUUGGAGCUAAGGUGGAACGCUCAGGCGUGCUGUUGGACAAAUUGGUAACGAGCUUACCUGACAAGUGGUCACCACCGGCAACCAGGGUGGUUGUGUAUGCACUGUGCAUAGCAAGGCUCAAAAUGCCAUCCUUCAUCGAGAGUAGAUUCAUUUUUAUUACUCUGGCUGCCUUCAUUCAAAGCAACACGGCAAAAGGAAAUUAG
Messenger RNA from Angiostrongylus costaricensis, 954 nucleotides. Lineage: Eukaryota; Metazoa; Nematoda; Chromadorea; Rhabditida; Metastrongylidae. The record is from the annotation of a GenBank genome assembly.